Monodelphis domestica (gray short-tailed opossum) is the source of this 1258-nucleotide messenger RNA. RefSeq names its product triosephosphate isomerase 1 (gene TPI1). Gene Ontology annotation, biological process: gluconeogenesis; glycolytic process; glyceraldehyde-3-phosphate biosynthetic process. Gene Ontology annotation, molecular function: triose-phosphate isomerase activity. Gene Ontology annotation, cellular component: cytosol. The record is from RefSeq and is a predicted model, not a curated record. NCBI's taxonomy places the organism in Eukaryota, Metazoa, Chordata, Mammalia, Didelphimorphia, Didelphidae.
UAGAGGAAGGAGCUAUGGCAGACCUGCUCCCAGCUAUUAGAUCCCAGGAAUUUACUGAGCAGAAUCUGGCAUUCUAGGAACUGAGUCAUCUAAACCCCUUGAAAGUUAACAUCCCAUUUCUACAAGCUUUUGCCAGCCUUCAAGGGGGAAUCCCCUUUCCCAAGGGUAUCACUAACUGAGAAGGAAGUGUAGUUAGUUUAUUCUGUCCCCUGACCCUCAGCUGACACUGCAAAGAUGCAGAUGGAAUGGAAUGUGACGGUGGUCACUGCCCGUUACCGACGACCCAGCUCCAUGGCGUCGCGGAAGUUCUUCGUGGGGGGCAAUUGGAAGAUGAAUGGAGACAAGAAGAGUCUGGGGGAGCUCAUCACUUCUAUCAACGGGGCCAAGGUGCCCGCCAACACCGAGGUGGUGUGUGGAGCCCCUUCUAUCUACCUAGACUUUGUUCGCCAGAAACUGGACGAGAAAAUUGGCGUAGCGGCUCAGAACUGCUACAAAGUGGCCAAGGGAGCAUUCACCGGCGAGAUCAGCCCUGCCAUGAUUAAGGACUGUGGGGUCACCUGGGUGAUCCUGGGCCACUCUGAAAGGAGACACGUCUUUGGGGAGUCCGAUGAGCUCAUUGGGCAGAAAGUAGCCCACGCUCUGGCAGAAGGUCUAGGAGUGAUUGCCUGUAUUGGUGAGAAGCUGGAUGAAAGAGAAGCUGGAAUCACAGAGAAGGUUGUUUUUGAACAGACCAAGGCCAUUGCAGAUAACGUGAAGGACUGGAGCAAAGUCGUACUAGCCUAUGAGCCGGUCUGGGCUAUUGGGACUGGCAAGACAGCGACACCCCAGCAGGCCCAGGAGGUCCACGAGAAGCUUCGGUCAUGGCUUAAGACCCACGUCUCAGAACCUGUAUCCCAGAGUACCAGGAUCAUUUAUGGAGGCUCUGUGACAGGGGCCAACUGUAAGGAUCUGGCAUCCCAGGGGGAUGUGGAUGGUUUCCUGGUGGGUGGAGCGUCCCUCAAGCCUGAAUUCCUGGACAUCAUUCAAGCCAAAAGCUCCUAGGCCUUGUUGUGGCCCACUCCCUCCCUGCCGAGCGGGGACUGGGCAGAACCAGCCUGGCUCCCCCUCCCCCUCCCAUGUGAUUGUGAUGCUGCCCCCCACGGUCAGUCCAAGCUGCACCUUCCUCAGCCCAGGGCCUCGUGUGCCCCGGCUCUCAGCUCCUUGGCUCUUCUUCUGUGGACCAGGCCUUUCUCCACUUACUGUAAAUUUGAAGGAAGCA